AUGCAAGAUUAUCAUUCAUUCAAAGUCUACUCAACAAAAGUAAAUUCAGAAAAUUUGGGAAGAAGAAGAAGAAAGUACGUGAGAAAUGAAAUUUUCGUCUUCCAUUUCGUAGAUGAUUCAAAAAGUUCCUCAAUUGCAUGGGUGUUGCGGAUAAUGAAGAAGAGGAAGAAAGAAGGUGAAAUUGGUGGAUUCAUUAUUUUUGUAUUGUUUUGUUCACAACAUUUACUCAGCAAACAAACAAUAAAAAAAUAA
Clunio marinus is the source of this 252-nucleotide messenger RNA. Lineage: Eukaryota; Metazoa; Arthropoda; Insecta; Diptera; Chironomidae. The record is from the annotation of a GenBank genome assembly.